This is a messenger RNA of Paralichthys olivaceus (Japanese flounder), 934 nucleotides long. NCBI's taxonomy places the organism in Eukaryota, Metazoa, Chordata, Actinopteri, Pleuronectiformes, Paralichthyidae. The record is from RefSeq and is a predicted model, not a curated record.
CGUUCCAAUGUUGCAGGUGCAGACGCUGCGGAGGAUGAAGAGGUGGAUGUCACCACCGUUGACCCCAUUGUUGCUUUUUGCAGCAGUGACGAGGAGCUGGAGGACUAUAAGGCCCUGCUGUACCUGCCCAUCGCCCCCGAAGUGGAGGAUCCAGAAGAAAACCCCUUCGGCCCCCCACCGGACUCCUCGGUCCAGUCUUCUGCCCCAGAGGAAGCAUUGGCUGGCGGGGACAAGAAGCAGCGGCAGCCUUCAUCAGAAGGAGGCCCAGCCAAAAAGAAAGCCCGCACUACCACCAUCGAACUGCAGGGGGUGCCAAGUGAUGAGGUGCACCCCCUACUGGGCGUGAAAGGGGAUGGCAAGUCCAAGAAGAAGACAGCAGGUCGGCCCAAAGGCUCCAAAGGUAAAGACAAAGACUUCACCUUCAGGCCCAAGCCCUACAGGGGUGACCGGCCCUCCUUCCCCGUGGAAGCCUUGGGCAGCUCUGGCCCGGGAGUUGGAGUUGGAGGAGGAAUAGGGAUGAAGGGCAGGGCAGAGGGGGGCCUGGCCACAGGGAGUCUGGUCUCACAGUCGUACAAACAGCACGACAUCGGAGGGAUGGACUGAUCAUGGCUGUGAACACUUGUGGAGGAAAACUAAUAGGCUCAGACAAAGACACAAAUCCUGAUGUCAUGUACAGACUGUGAGCGAGCAGCCUGUUGGGUGAACAGACUGUUUCCUGUCACAAUCACGGGGAAACUCCUCGGCUCACACGCAGGAAUCGACAAAGAGAGCGUGAAGCAACCGAGUCAUCACAGUAGAUAUCACAUGUCCUCUGUCUCUGUAGGUUCCGUCAUGUAUAGAACGCCUGUGUCCUGAUAGUGUGUGUGUGUGUGUGUGUGAGUGUGUGUUGUCUUUCUCGUCUUUUUUAUACGUAUUAAAACAUUCUGAUUUAUAA